CGCGCUGGUUAUCCGCUCUCAGCAACAUUUUAAAUCCACGCGCUUUACGUACACAGGCGCACACUCCAGGAGAGAAGCGGCUGACAGUCGGGACGCUCACAGGAUAACCAUGGCAACGCCCGGGCAGAAAGUUGUUCUAAUUACCGGUUGUUCCUCCGGUAUUGGACUCCGGAUCGCAGUUCUGCUUGCGAAGGACGAAAAGAGACGAUACCACGUCAUUGCGACCAUGCGUGAUCUGAAGAAGAAGGAGAAGUUGGUGGAGGCAGCUGGUGAUGCGUAUGGUAAAACACUCAGUCUCCUCACUCUGGAUGUAUGCAACGAUGAGUCUGUCAAACAGUGUAUCAACAGCGUCAAAGACCGACACAUAGACAUACUCAUUAAUAAUGCAGGUAUAGGACUGGUGGGGCCUGUUGAGAGUUUCAGCAUGGACGAGAUGAAGCAGGUGUUUGAAACGAAUUUUUUCGGUGUGAUCCGCAUGAUCAAAGAGGUCAUGCCUGACAUGAAGAAGAGAAAAAGUGGCCACAUCAUCGUGAUCAGCAGUGUUAUGGGUUUGCAGGGUGUCGUGUUUAACGAUGUUUAUGCUGCUUCUAAGUUUGCCAUGGAAGGGUUCUGUGAGAGUCUGGCUGUGCAGCUGCUGAAGUUUAACGUCAUUAUGUCUAUGAUUGAGCCUGGGCCGGUACACACAGAGUUUGAAAUGAAGAUGAUUGCUGAUGUUUCCAAGAAGGAGUAUCCUGGCGCUGAUCCGGAGACUGUCAACUACUUUAAAAAUGUCUAUCUUCCAUCUUCAGUCGACAUUUUUGAGACGCUGGGGCAAACCCCUGAUGACAUUGCCAGGUGCACUAAGAAGGUGAUUGAGGCGGACAGUCCUCGUUUCCGUAACCUGACGAAUCCUCUGUACACGCCCAUCGUGGCGCUGAAGUAUGCUGAUGAGACGGGCGGUCUGUCUGUGCAUGCGUUUUAUCACAUGCUCUUCAAUCUGGGAGGACUCAUGCAUCUCUCUAUGAAAGCCAUGCAGUGCCUGACCUGUGGCUGUCUGCGCAGUCGCAGCAUCUCACCCAACUGAAUCCACACACGCACACACACACACACACACACACACAAA
This is a messenger RNA of Chanos chanos (milkfish), 1102 nucleotides long. It is a transcript of the gene rdh8b, whose product is annotated as retinol dehydrogenase 8b. The transcript is spliced from 6 exons. Gene Ontology annotation, cellular component: cytoplasm; cytosol. Gene Ontology annotation, biological process: retinol metabolic process; estrogen biosynthetic process. The coding region runs from base 110 to 1063 and encodes 317 amino acids. Gene Ontology annotation, molecular function: all-trans-retinol dehydrogenase (NAD+) activity; estradiol 17-beta-dehydrogenase [NAD(P)+] activity. The record is from RefSeq and is a predicted model, not a curated record. NCBI's taxonomy places the organism in Eukaryota, Metazoa, Chordata, Actinopteri, Gonorynchiformes, Chanidae.